This is a messenger RNA of Panicum virgatum (switchgrass), 668 nucleotides long. RefSeq lists its product as uncharacterized. The transcript has 2 exons. The coding region runs from base 230 to 631 and encodes 133 amino acids. The record is from RefSeq and is a predicted model, not a curated record. NCBI's taxonomy places the organism in Eukaryota, Viridiplantae, Streptophyta, Magnoliopsida, Poales, Poaceae.
CUAGCUACAGCAGGAAACUUCUUGGCAUUAGGCGACCCAAGUCCCAACCUCGCCGCCUGCGGCACCUCCCUCGGCGGCGGCGGCCGUGCCGCCGCACCUCCAUCCCUGACCGAACGCAUGAUACCCUCUUUUCCAGGUCAGUCCCCGUCGCGGUCGCGGUCGCGGCCGCCUCCGCUUCGAUCCGCUCUCCAAGUUAGCCGGCAUCGAGAGCCAAGGAACACUGAUCCAAAUGAGCAAGUGGCGGAGGUACCUGUACCUGCUGUUGGAUCAUUCCAACAAGAGAAACUACCCUAUGCGCCGGAUCGACGCGUCAGCUCUCUUCUACCCCGUAAAUGAAAAGAUCACUCAUCCUCCAGAAAUUGAGGACGCUCGGCUGCCUGCACCGUUCAUCUCUUUCACCGCUUCACCCACCGCCGACUAUGGCAGUCGGGUCCUGGACUUCUUCACCUUGCUUGGCCGGGGCGAGAAGAAGAGCCUCAUCGCCGGCGCCGAUGAGAAUGGCUUCACAGUCAUGUACGACCUCGACCAGCGAACCGUCCACAACCCGCUCCUCCUUAACGAGCCGAAGGACAUCGACGCGGUCUCCCUCGCCGUCGGCGACUCUGUAACACUAAGUGUUAAUUCUAUGUAAUUAAACUAAUCACGGUCAUUAGUUUAAAUUCACGCGA